AUGAGCUUCGACUCUGCUGUCUUCAAAAGUUCGCAGGCAGAUCGGGCAGUCAAGCGAUUCGAGUAUGUUGCUGCCCUUUUAUGUGGACCAGAGAACAUGUCCUCCACUCUCUUGUCGCUUGCGACAGCAAGCUUCGAAGAUCUUGCGCAAAUAUGGUCUUGGAAUGCAACAGUUCCCGAAGCGGUAGACUCUCGAAUUCACGAUAUUCUGCUGCCAUCUAUCCGAUCUCGACCUGAGGCAGUCGCAAUUCAGGCUUGGGAUGGCAAUGUCACGUACGCGCAGCUAGUGCAGGAUGUGCGGUCGAUCCGGCCCAACCAGAAGAUAGGCUGCGGCACAUCAUCGAGAUCACCGCCCCGAAGCGCAGCACAAGCAGGUGUGGCCCAGACUCUAGCAUCGGACGACGUAGGCAUUUUCGUUGUCAGCGAGGCAUCCUUGGGUGCCCUGGACUUUACUGUACACCCCUCGAUGUCGAGCUGCCGCAUGGCAGCGCAGAAGACCUACUAUAUGUUCUAUAUUCACUUCAGGCACAACGGGCAAGCCCAAGGCUGGGCAGGUCACACAUCGCAACUUUUUUAG
Fulvia fulva is the source of this 576-nucleotide messenger RNA. RefSeq names its product Nonribosomal peptide synthetase 30. The coding region runs from base 1 to 576 and encodes 191 amino acids. The record is from RefSeq and is a predicted model, not a curated record. The transcript is spliced from 2 exons. NCBI's taxonomy places the organism in Eukaryota, Fungi, Ascomycota, Dothideomycetes, Mycosphaerellales, Mycosphaerellaceae.